This is a messenger RNA of Phymastichus coffea, 1902 nucleotides long. RefSeq names its product mitochondrial sodium/calcium exchanger protein-like. Gene Ontology annotation, biological process: intracellular calcium ion homeostasis; monoatomic cation transport; transmembrane transport. The record is from RefSeq and is a predicted model, not a curated record. Gene Ontology annotation, cellular component: membrane. Lineage: Eukaryota; Metazoa; Arthropoda; Insecta; Hymenoptera; Eulophidae. Gene Ontology annotation, molecular function: calcium:sodium antiporter activity. The transcript has 9 exons.
AUGAGAUGGCCUGGAGAGCCCAAGCCCACUCUGAGAUACGGUGGCUUCCAAGUCCGCGAGGACGACUGUUCGUACGUGUGGAACGUGAGCGCGAAGGAGAGGUGCAGGUGGGUUAAGGAAACGGCGGACUGCCAGCUCGGCUCCUUCGUGCCCUAUCCCACUCUGCUUUUCUGCGCUUUCGGCACGGAAAGCUCCUACCUGUUCGCCGGCGGACUCGCGCUCUUGCUUCUUUGUCUGUUCUACUGGUUCCUCGUGCUCGGGACUACCGCCGACAACUUGUAAUUGCACCGCUUCUGCCCGUCUCUGGCGACGAUCGCGUCGGCGCUGCGCCUCUCCGAGAACGUCGCCGGCGUGACGAUUCUGGCGUUCGGCAACGGCUCGCCCGACAUCUUCACGUCGAUAGUGUCGAGCGAAGACGAGCGACUGAUAAUGUUCACGGAGCUGAUCGGCGCGGGCGUUUUCGUGACCGCGGUCAUCGCUGCUUCCGUCGCAGCUGCCUCGCCGUUUCGCCCGCAGCCCAAAUACUUCCUACGCGACGUCGCCUUCUACGUGUCGUCCGCCUGCUGGAUCUGCUACAUCGUGCAAGAUAACCUGGUGCAUCUGUGGGAGGCUGUCGGCUGCAUCGCGAUAUACGCGCUGUUCAUUCUGGCAGUGGUGCUGACGCAACGCCUGGAAGCGAGUCGCGAUCGCCGCAACAAGCGCGUGCCAAUGUUGCGGGACGAGCUGGCGCUGCGUGCAUUCGUGGCCAACAGAGGUAGGGAUUCGUUGCCCGUGCCGCAGCUGCCGAGACGCACUCGCGCCUACGACGUCCAAGCGAAACUCGACGUUGCGAUCAGCCGAGAAGUCGAACGAGAGCGUAGGCUGAGUGGGCGAUCGGCUGUCGGAGAAAGGACGUCGGGGCCGCGGUCGCACAGACCUCAAGGCCUGUUUCGCGAAUUCUUCUACGACGUCAAUCCCAUCAACGCGGACGAGUGGCGCUCUUCGAAGCGCAUACUCAAGCUGAUACUGGUGUUGCGCGCCCCGUUCAUGCUGAUGCUGCAAUUGCUUGUGCCGGUGGUCAACGAGACAGCCGAGAAACGAGGCUGGUCCAAACUUCUCAACUGCGUACAGCUCGCGGUGACGCCGAUCGCCGCGCUCUGCAUUCUUGAAAUGUGGGACAGGAAAGUCGGAGCGUUGCCCCUCUUGGCCGUUUGCUUCGGCUGCACUUCGUUGCUCGCCUUCGUAAUUUUCUUGCUCACCUCCGCCGACAGAAUCCCCGAAUAUCACAACGCACUGGCGUUCGUGGGAUUCCUGGCGGCAAUGUUGGUCGUUUACGCGGUUGCCCAGGAGGUGAUGGCGGUACUGGAGACCGUGGGCUUCGCUAGCGGUAUCUCCGAUGCUAUGCUCGGCCUCACCCUACUCGCCUGGGGCAACAGCAUCGGUGGUAAAUAUUCGUCUCUCCCUGCCUCCUCCUCUGUUUCCACGCCUUUAUUUAACACUGCUUUGCGUCGCGUUGCAUUUCACGUGACUAUUUUCCGUUAUCAUUCGUCCACAGAUCUCAUCUCAAACGUAACGAUCGCACGCAAAGGAUAUCCUCGGAUGGGUUUUUCGGCAUGUUUCGGUGGUCCGAUGUUCAACACUCUGCUUGGUUUGGGUCUAACCUUUGGCAUCUCGGCUGCUCGAAGCGACGGUCUCCAAAUACCAAUUCGCACGAGCGAUAUGGCACCUGGUUGCCUUGCCUUUUUACUGUGCUCGCUUCUCAGCAGCCUCAUUUACCUCGCCGUUACUGGCUUCAUUGCGAGGAGGUCUUAUAGCUACCUCUUGCUUAGUGUUUAUGCGGUGUUCAUGCUCAUCAAUGUACUCAGCGAAUGGCACGUUAUACAUCCCUUGGGUACCGAUCAUAGACCUGACAAUGUUCUGUAA